Molecule: messenger RNA, 1446 nt
Organism: Tetrahymena thermophila SB210
Lineage: Eukaryota; Ciliophora; Oligohymenophorea; Hymenostomatida; Tetrahymenidae
Product: TMS membrane protein/tumor differentially protein
Exons: 1
Cellular component (GO): membrane
Source: RefSeq, a predicted model, not a curated record
AUGUGCUGCUUUGAUUUGUGCAUAAGAGGAGCUUGCUGCUGCUGUUAGGCAUUUUGCAAUGAUAUUUGCAGAUCUUUAAAGAGAGUUUUCACUCUUUCUAUUAGAUAGUAGAUGAGACUGGCUUACAUUUCUCUCUUUUUUGUUUUCACUCUUUUAACAUUAUUUUCAAUGUAUUAAAUUCCUGGAUGGCUUGGUGUUUGGAGUAAAUUUAUUCAUUGUCCUUCAGAAUCAUCUCAUCCAAAAGACAACAUGGCUUGCUUGGGUAUUAGUGCUUUGUACAGAAUGAGUUUUAGUUUAGUUAUUUUAUUUUCUAUCUUAGUUCUAUUUUGUUUGCUAAGGAAUGAAGCUAGCAAAUUUGUAAACGAAAAUUUCUGGUUCUAAAAGAUUAUUGGAUUGAUUGCUCUUUUUAUUUUGUAGAUGUGGAUUCCUAAUGAUACAUACAUCAUUUAUGGUAGUGUUUCAAAAUUAUUUGGAGUUAUCUUUGCUCUGUUUCAGUCUAUUAUGUGUAUUGAUUUAUUCUACUCUUGGAGCGAAGUUUGGGUAAAGCAAUACGAAUAAGGAGUUGGUAUUUAUGAGUAUUUACUAUAUAUUUUUUCCUUUGGAUGCUAUGCAUCAACUUUUUAUUUAAUUUACAACAAUUACCAGCUUUAUCCUUGCUCAGGUACCUAAAAUUUAAUUAAUAUACUUAUUGUUGUUGCUAUUUCUAUCUUAAAUCUUAGUCCGAUCAAUGCAAAACCCAGCAUACUCACCUGUGGAGCAGUUUGUCUUUUUAUUACAUAUUUGAAUUGGUCUGCUAUGACUAACAUCUAAUAAACUGAAUGCAACUAUUAUGCUAACAAACAAGAAGCUUUUAUACAAAUUGAAGGUUUUAUAGGCGUAUUUUUAAUUAUACUUUCUCUUGGAUAUAUUACAUUUGGCACAGCUGAUGAAAGCAGUCGCUAUAGUUAAAUUCCAUCAGGUGACAAUUUGAUGGCUUCCCUAAGGAAAAGUGAAUUGGAAGAAAAAGAUAGUGAUGAUGAUGACUUUUUAAUUGAAGCAGGAUAUUCCGAUGUAGUUGAUUUAGAGUAAGAUGCAAUAGAUCUGACAAAAAUAGAAAAGAGAAACUCUCAAAAGAAAGAUGAUAGUAAUAAAAGUGCAGAAUCUACAGCUUAAGCAGUAAGAAAAGAACUAAAAAGAUUAAGAGAAAUGCGCCAAUUAAGAAGAAUGAAAGACUAUAAAACAAACACUUAUAUUUAUUUCCAUGCUAUUAUGAUCUUGAGCUCAUUCUAUAUUGUAAUGCUGUUAACUAACUAUGGUGCUAUUCAAAUUGAUGAAAAAAUAGACUGGACAACAUAUAAGACCAGCAAUAGCUCUAUGAAUAUAAAAUUUGGAAUUUCUUAUUUCACAACUUUUAUCUACAUUUGGACCAUAGUAGCACCUCUUAUUUUCCCUGAUAGAUAAUUUUGA